AGAGUGUAGAGUGAAGCGUGGAAAGGACCGCGCGGCCCCUUUAAGUAUUCUCGGGCUGGGAAAGAGAGGGAGGAAACCGGGAGCCGCGGGGACUGUGGGGGAAACCCGCAAGCAAUCGAGCCAGAGAAGAGGCAGCGUGAGAGUAGAAACUUCAGACGCCGCUGAUCCCGGCGGAGUUCGGGUGAGCCGCAGCAGCCGUCGCUCCCACCCGCAGCGGCAUCCUCCUGGCCCCUCUCCGCCACCCCGGGGAGGUCGGGUGCCUCUCUGCAGCUACCACGAGCCAGGGCUGCGGGCAGCCACCGCCUGGAAGUUUAGGCUCCAGCGUUCCAGCCGCGGAGAGUUCGGGGUGCCUUGCGCGCACGCCCCGGCGGGCGAGGGGCCGGAGGGAUGGUGAGCGCCGCGCUGGGCUGGGGGCGCCCGGGAGGCUUGAGUGUGUCCGCGGAGCUGCUGCCUUCUUCAGUACCCUCCGCAUCCCCCAAGUGAUGGGAACAAGGGCCCGCCCAGGGAACCGCUGUCGCCGCACCGCCCCCUUGCUCGCCCCCAGCGCGCGGAGUCACCCAGGCACACCCCCGGCACCCUGUGCCCGUCCUCCCGAGCUGCUGCCACUGCCUUGGCUGCCUUUGCCGCCGGCGCGGGUGGCCAGCUGUUGACUGGGCUCGCCUAUAGACGGAGAAGCACUUUUCGGCCCUCCCUAAUCCGUUCUCACACGCCAACUUUGCCGCCGCCGCGCCGGCCCUCGCCGCGGGAGCACGCCGGGAGGCUCGGCAAGAUUGUGGAGGCAGGAAACCGCACAACUGCUCUUCUGCUUCGGCUCUUUGUUGUUCGCUUUGGAUGGUCCUUGGAAGUGGCCAAGCCUCCUCGGAAACCCUGGCGCCAGAGAAGGCAAACCUUGGAAUUCUUAGUUUGCAGAGGGCUCAGAGAUACUGACAAGCGUCCGGAGAGGUGGACAAGUAAUUGCCCUAAAAACUCCUGGCGGAUUGAUCCACGUUGCUUAUAUUAAGCCUUUGUGUGUAGUGUGUGUGGCUUCAUAAAUUUGGAGACCCCAUUUCUACUCUCUCCUCUUGGCAUGAGACUGUAUGCAGGAUCCACCCGAGGACAAUGAUCGCGGAGCCUGCUCACUUUUACCUCUUUGGAUUAAUAUGUCUCUGUUCAGGCUCCCGUCUUCGUCAGGAAGAUUUUCCACCUCGCAUUGUUGAACACCCUUCCGACCUAAUUGUCUCAAAAGGAGAACCUGCAACUUUGAACUGCAAAGCUGAAGGCCGCCCCACACCCACCAUUGAAUGGUACAAAGGUGGGGAGAGAGUGGAGACAGACAAAGAUGACCCUCGCUCACACCGAAUGUUGCUGCCAAGUGGAUCUUUAUUUUUCUUACGUAUAGUGCAUGGACGAAAAAGUAGGCCUGAUGAAGGGGUCUAUGUCUGUGUAGCAAGGAAUUACCUCGGAGAGGCUGUGAGUCACAAUGCAUCGCUGGAGGUAGCCAUACUACGGGAUGACUUCCGACAAAACCCUUCCGAUGUCAUGGUGGCUGUGGGAGAGCCUGCAGUGAUGGAAUGCCAGCCUCCACGAGGCCAUCCAGAGCCCACCAUUUCGUGGAGGAAAGAUGGCUCUCCGCUGGAUGAUAAAGAUGAAAGAAUAACUAUACGAGGAGGAAAGCUCAUGAUUACUUACACCCGCAAAAGUGAUGCUGGCAAAUACGUUUGUGUUGGUACCAACAUGGUUGGGGAACGUGAGAGUGAAGUAGCAGAGCUAACUGUUUUAGAGAGACCUUCAUUUGUGAAGAGACCUAGUAACUUGGCAGUCACUGUGGAUGACAGUGCAGAAUUUAAAUGUGAGGCCCGAGGCGACCCUGUGCCCACAGUACGAUGGAGGAAAGAUGAUGGGGAACUGCCCAAAUCCAGAUAUGAAAUCAGAGAUGAUCAUACCUUGAAAAUUCGGAAGGUGAUGGCUGGUGACACGGGGUCAUAUACUUGUGUUGCGGAAAAUAUGGUUGGAAAAGCUGAAGCCUCUGCUACUCUGACUGUCCAAGAACCUCCACAUUUUGUUGUGAAACCCCGUGACCAGGUUGUUGCAUUGGGACGAACUGUAACUUUCCAGUGUGAAGCAACUGGAAAUCCUCAACCAGCUAUCUUCUGGAGGAGAGAGGGGAGUCAGAAUCUGCUUUUCUCAUAUCAACCACCACAGUCAUCCAGCCGUUUUUCAGUCUCCCAGACUGGUGACCUCACUAUUACUAAUGUCCAGCGAUCUGAUGUUGGUUAUUAUAUCUGCCAGACUUUAAAUGUUGCCGGAAGUAUCAUCACAAAAGCAUAUUUGGAAGUUACCGAUGUGAUCGCAGACCGACCUCCCCCAGUCAUUCGACAGGGUCCUGUGAAUCAGUCUGUAGCAGUGGAUGGUACUUUAGUGCUCAGCUGUGUGGCCACAGGCAGUCCAGUGCCCACAAUUCUGUGGAGAAAGGAUGGAGUCCUUGUUUCAACCCAAGAUUCUCGAAUCAAACAGCUGGAGACCGGAGUACUACAGAUCCGAUAUGCUAAGCUGGGUGACACUGGUCGGUACACCUGCAUUGCAUCAACCCCCAGCGGUGAAGCAACAUGGAGUGCUUACAUUGAAGUCCAAGAAUUUGGAGUUCCAGUUCAGCCUCCAAGACCCACCGACCCAAAUUUAAUCCCUAGUGCCCCCUCAAAACCUGAAGUUACAGAUGUCAGCCGAAAUACAGUAACGUUGUCAUGGCAACCAAAUUUGAAUUCAGGUGCUACUCCAACAUCUUAUAUUAUAGAAGCCUUCAGCCAUGCAUCUGGCAGCAGCUGGCAGACCGUAGCAGAGAAUGUGAAAACAGAAACAUUUGCCAUUAAAGGACUCAAACCUAAUGCAAUUUACCUUUUCCUUGUGAGGGCAGCAAAUGCAUAUGGAAUUAGUGAUCCAAGCCAGAUAUCAGACCCAGUGAAAACACAAGAUGUUACCCCAACAAGUCAGGGGGUGGAUCACAAGCAGGUCCAGCGAGAACUGGGAGAUGUCGUACUGCAUCUCCACAACCCCACCGUCCUUUCUUCCUCUUCGGUCGAAGUGCACUGGACAGUGGACCAACAGUCUCAGUAUAUUCAAGGAUACAAAAUUCUUUAUCGCCCGUUUGGAGCCAGCCAUGGUGAAUCGGAGUGGUUAGUUUUUGAAGUGAGGACUCCAACCAAAAAUAGCGUGGUUAUCCCUGAUCUCAAAAAAGGAGUCAACUAUGAAAUUAAGGCUCGUCCUUUUUUUAAUGAAUUUCAAGGAGCAGAUAGUGAAAUUAAAUUUGCCAAAACCCUAGAAGAAGCACCCAGUGCCCCACCCCAAAGUGUAACUGUAUCAAAGCAUGAUGGAAAUGGAACUGCAAUUCUUGUCAGUUGGCAGCCACCUCCUGAAGAUACUCAGAAUGGAAUGGUCCAAGAGUAUAAGGUUUGGUGUCUGGGCAAUGAAACUCGAUACCAUAUAAACAAGACAGUAGAUGGUUCCACCUUUUCUGUGGUUAUUCCCUCACUGGUUCCUGGGAUCCGGUAUAGCGUAGAGGUGGCAGCCAGCACUGGGGCGGGAGCCGGGGUGAAGAGUGAGCCACAGUUCAUCCAGUUAGAUUCUCAUGGAAACCCCGUGUCACCUGAGGACCAAGUCAGCCUUGCUCAGCAGAUCUCAGACGUUGUGAAGCAGCCAGCGUUCAUCGCAGGAAUCGGGGCAGCCUGCUGGAUCAUCCUUAUGGUUUUUAGCAUCUGGCUCUACCGACACCGGAAAAAGAGAAAUGGGCUGACUAGUACUUAUGCGGGUAUCAGAAAAGUCCCGUCUUUUACCUUCACACCAACAGUAACUUAUCAGAGAGGAGGCGAAGCUGUGAGCAGUGGAGGGAGGCCAGGACUUCUCAACAUCAGUGAACCUGCCACGCAGCCAUGGCUGGCAGACACGUGGCCUAAUACUGGGAACAAUCACAAUGAGUGCUCCAUCAACUGUUGCACAGCAGGCAAUGGAAACAGCGACAGUAACCUGACCACGUAUAGUCGCCCAGCUGAUUGUAUAGCAAAUUAUAACAACCAACUGGAUAACAAACAAACAAAUCUGAUGCUCCCUGAGUCAACUGUUUAUGGUGAUGUGGACCUUAGUAACAAAAUCAAUGAGAUGAAAACCUUCAAUAGCCCAAAUCUGAAGGAUGGGCGUUUUGUCAAUCCAUCAGGGCAGCCCACCCCUUAUGCCACCACCCAGCUCAUCCAGUCAAACCUCAGCAACAACAUGAACAAUGGCAGUGGGGACUCCAGCGAGAAGCACUGGAAACCGUCCGGACAGCAGAAACAAGAAGUGGCACCAAUUCAGUAUAACAUCAUGGAGCAAAACAAACUGAACAAAGAUUAUCGAGCAAAUGACACAAUUCCUCCAACUAUCCCGUAUAAUCAAUCAUAUGACCAGAAUACAGGAGGAUCCUACAAUAGUUCAGACCGGGGCAGUAGUACAUCUGGGAGUCAAGGGCACAAGAAAGGGGCACGGACACCCAAGGUACCAAAACAAGGUGGCAUGAACUGGGCAGACCUGCUUCCUCCUCCCCCGGUGCAUCCACCUCAGAGCGCUAGUGAAGAGUACAGUAUUUCUGUAGAUGAAAGCUAUGACCAAGAAAUGCCAUGUCCUGUGCCACCAGCCAGGAUGUAUUUGCAACAAGGUGAACUAGAAGAGGAGGAAGAUGAACGAGGCCCCACUCCUCCUGUGCGGGGAGCUGCUUCUUCUCCAGCUGCUGUGUCUUACAGCCAUCAGUCCACUGCCACUCUGACCCCCUCUCCACAGGAAGAACUCCAGCCCAUGUUACAGGAUUGUCCAGAGGAGAUCGGCCACAUGCAGCACCAACCCGACAGGAGGGUCCUCCCAUGUGUGCGUGCACAUCUCUUAGCCAAGAUGGAUUCCAGCGAAGAGGCCUGUGGACGGCAGCCGGUGAGCCCUCCUCCACCUCCACGGCCGAUUUCCCCACCCCAUACUUACGGCUACAUUUCAGGACCCCUUGUCUCAGAUAUGGAUACGGAUGUGCCAGAAGAGGAAGAAGACGAAGCCGACAUGGAAGUAGCCAAGAUGCAGACCAGAAGGCUUUUGUUACGCGGGCUUGAGCAGACCCCUGCCUCCAGUGUUGGGGACCUGGAGAGUUCUGUCACUGGGUCCAUGAUCAAUGGCUGGGGCUCAGCCUCAGAGGAGGACAACAUUUCCAGCGGACGCUCCAGUGUUAGUUCUUCUGACGGCUCCUUUUUCACCGAUGCCGAUUUUGCCCAGGCAGUGGCAGCAGCAGCAGAGUACGCUGGUCUGAAAGUGGCACGGCGCCAAAUGCAGGAUGCUGCUGGCCGCCGACAUUUUCAUGCAUCCCAGUGUCCUAGACCCACAAGUCCUGUUUCCACAGACAGCAACAUGAGUGCUGCGGUAGUACAGAAGGCCAGACCAGCCAAGAAACAAAAACACCAGCCAGGACAUCUGCGCAGAGAAGCCUACACAGAUGAUCUUCCACCUCCUCCUGUGCCCCCUCCUGCUAUAAAGUCACCCACUGCCCAAUCCAAGGCACAGCUGGAGGUACGACCUGUAAUGGUGCCAAAACUCCCUUCCAUAGAAACAAGAACAGACAGAUCAUCAGAGAGAAAAGGAGGCAGUUACAAGGGGAGAGAAGUAUUGGAUGGAAGACAAGUUGCUGAAAUGCGACCAAAUCCAGGUGACCCCAGAGAAGCACAGGAACAGCAAAAUGAUGGGAAAGGACGAGGAAACAAGGCAGCAAAACGAGACCUUCCACCAGCAAAGACUCAUCUCAUCCAAGAGGAUAUUCUACCUUACUGUAGACCUACUUUUCCGACAUCAAAUAAUCCCAGAGAUCCUAGUUCUUCAAGCUCAAUGUCAUCAAGAGGAUCAGGAAGCAGACAAAGAGAACAAGCAAAUGUAGGUCGAAGAAAUAUUGCAGAAAUGCAAGUUCUUGGAGGAUAUGAAAGAGAAGAUAAUAAUGAAGAAUUAGAGGAAACUGAAAGCUGAAGACAACCAGAGAGGCUUGUGAGAUCUAAUGUGAAAGUUAUCACUCAAGAUGCCUCGUGUCUGAUGACAUAUGACGCCAGAUAAAAUGUUCAGUGCAAUCAGAGUGUACAAAUUGUCGUUUUUAUUCCUCUUAUUGGAAUACCAUUUUUUUUUAAAGUUUAUUGGGGUUUUAUUGUUGUUGUUUGAUCCCUAUCCUUACGAAGAACCUCCCUGUUCCCCUCACUGUUGGAACAAAUCAUUACACCUUGCUUCCAGCAAGGGAAGUAUUUGACUUCUUGCUUCAGUCAUCAGCCAGCAGGAGAGAACAAAACAGUUCUUUUGCAUUUUGCCCCUGAGAUGUGGCAUUGCACUGCUUAUAUACCAAGCCAAUUUACAGCAAAAUAUUGAUCAAAGAUACAAAGUUGACUAAUCAACCUCAUGCCAAGGGCUCUCAAGUUAUAAUCUUUCUAUAACCAACUGCUAAUGCAAACUAAAACAUAACUUCAUUUUAACAUGAUUUUAAAAUCAGUCUUUCAUACCACCCUCUUCUGGGAGAAAAAAAAUACGUAGCAAAUGCAGAACAACCACAAACAAUUUGAAUGGGGUAGAAACAUUGUAAAUAUAUACUCUUUGCAACCCCUGGUGGUACUUUACUUUGUCUUCAUUUCAAUCAUUGAAGUAUAUUCUUAUUGGAAAUGUACUUUUGGAUAAGUAGGGGUAAGCCAGUUGGAUAUCUGGUUGUCAAGUCAUUGUCAUAAGUCAGCCUAGCAAAAACCUUGUUCUAUUUUUCAAUCAAAAAAGCAAUUAUAAAUACAUAUUACAAACAAAUGGAUGUUUUUAAUGACCAAUUGAAUAAGGACAUCCCUAUCUUAACUGGCCUAAAUUUCUUCUGGUAGUGUCAGUUCAACUUUCAGAAGUGCCACUUAAGGAAGUUUGAUUUUUGUUUUUGUAAUGCACUGUUUUUAAUCUUUUUUUUUUUUUUUUUUGGUUUUAAAAGCACAAUCACUAAACUUUAUUUGUAAACCAUUGUAACUAUUAACCUUUUUUGUCUUAUUGAAAAAAAAUGUUGAGAAGCGUUUUUAACCUGUUUUGUUAAUGCUCUAUGUUUGUAUUUGGAAUAUUUGAAUGAUGACAGAUGGUGAAGUAACGUGCAUACUUUAUUGUGGGCCAUGUACGCAAUGGUUCUUACUUUUCCCGGACUUAAAGAAAAAAAGGUUUAAGUUUGUUGUGGCCAAUGGUGAAACUUACAAGAUUUCCUUAUAAGCUCAAAUAGAGGCAUUACUUGCUUUGAAUUGCCAAAUGAUGCCCUCUGACUGUAGAUUUUUAUGAUCCUUUUUUUGUCAUUAUAUAAAUUUCAUUGACUUUAUAAUUGGUGCUAUUGAAGAAAAAAAAUGUACAUUUAUUCAAAUAUAGGUAUCAGGCCUGACCCCACUGGAAAACAAAGCCAAACAAAACUGAACCACAAAAAAAAAAAAAGGUGGUGUUCACCAAAAACUAAAUGUGUUCAUUUAGAUAAUUUGAAAUUUACAUAGAAAAGGUGUGCAGUACUAAGGGAACAAUCCAUGUGAUUAAUGUUUUCAUUAUGUUCAUGUAAGAAGCCUCUUAUUUUUAGCCAUAAUUUUGCAUACUGAAAAUCCAAUAAUCAGAAAAGUAAUUUUGUCACAUUAUUUAUUAAAAAUGUUCUCAAAUACA
Messenger RNA from Orcinus orca (killer whale), 7665 nucleotides. It is a transcript of the gene ROBO1, whose product is annotated as roundabout guidance receptor 1. Gene Ontology annotation, molecular function: protein binding; axon guidance receptor activity. Bases 1099 to 5994 code for a protein of 1631 amino acids. The record is from RefSeq and is a predicted model, not a curated record. Gene Ontology annotation, biological process: Roundabout signaling pathway; axon guidance; axon midline choice point recognition. Gene Ontology annotation, cellular component: plasma membrane; axon. The transcript is spliced from 30 exons. Lineage: Eukaryota; Metazoa; Chordata; Mammalia; Artiodactyla; Delphinidae.